Helianthus annuus (common sunflower) is the source of this 1243-nucleotide messenger RNA. Its product is annotated as transcription factor bHLH121. Gene Ontology annotation, molecular function: DNA-binding transcription factor activity; protein dimerization activity. The record is from RefSeq and is a predicted model, not a curated record. NCBI's taxonomy places the organism in Eukaryota, Viridiplantae, Streptophyta, Magnoliopsida, Asterales, Asteraceae. Gene Ontology annotation, biological process: intracellular iron ion homeostasis. The coding region runs from base 112 to 1041 and encodes 309 amino acids. The transcript has 5 exons.
UCGUGAGGAAUCUGCUUUGCUGGACAGGAUAACGGAUAAACCCUAAAAGCUCACCAUAACUCACCUAAACAACACAUACAUACAAUUCUUCCUUGUUGUUACCUUCUACAAAUGGACAAUCGAUUGCCUACAACUUCAGACAAAUUUCAUCUCGAUCCUCCUGAUAAUCGAUCGCCUCCAAAUCAAGUUAAAACUGAAUCAAGGCCUGGUACAGAACAGAAAGACAGAAAGCUUCAAAAGGCUGACCGUGAAAAACUAAGGAGAGAUCGUCUCAAUGACCAAUUUACCGAAUUGGGGAAAACACUCGAUCCCGAGAGACCUAAAUUUGACAAAGCAACAAUUCUUAGUGAUACAAUCCAGAUGCUAAAUGAUUUGACUGCUCAAGUCGACAAACUAAAAUCUGAAUACGCAGCACUCACUGAAGAAUCUCGUGAGUUGACGCAAGAGAAACAUGAUCUAAGAGAAGAAAAGGCGUCACUGAAAUCCGACAUCGAGACUCUUAACCUACAGUACCAGCAAAGGGUUAGGGCAAUGUACCCAUGGGGUCACAUGGAUCAAUCAGUUGUAAUGCACCCUCCUUCAUACCCCUACCCGGUCCCACUUCAAAUGCCAAUGCCACCUGGCACCAUUCCCAUGCAUCCAUCUGUACAACCGUAUCCCUUUUUCGGAACCCAAAAUCCCGGGGUUGUUUCCAACCCAUGCUCCACUUUUUUUCCGUCUGUUCAAUAUGUAUCUCCAGCUGUGCAGCCGAGCGGUAGGUCCCACGUUUCUAGCAGACAAGGUUCUAGAAACAAAUCGUCAGAGCAAGGGGAGAGUGGAAGUGGGAAAGAUGAGGAUUCUAAUGAUGUUGCAACCGAAUUAGAGCUUAAGACGCCCGGAUCUACUGGAGAUCAGGAUGGUUCACCGGCUCAAUCAAAUUCCAAGAAAUCAUCUCACAGGAAGGAAAAUAGCAUUUCAGAAGGGAGCAGGUGUUCAUCUUCUGGUACGGUUCAAGUCAGCUCAUCACAUAGUGUCAUUGGUGGUACCAAUAAUGAUAAUUAAGAUCAACCAUUACCACCAUAAAUCCUUAAUCAUAUUAUCACUCUGCAUAGAUUGCUAACUUACUCACAAAGAACGUUCAGGUACUACAAAAUUUGCUUUCAACCUUUUAAAACCGUUGUAUGUAAUGAUCGUUGUCUGUUAGUAGUUUUAAAAACUACAUUGAAAUCAAAUAGUGUACAAAUCAUCCUUUAACAGUCUUGAA